AUGGUCGACAUCACAGAGCAGGACGCGUGGAUCGCGCAUCUUAGCGAGUGCAAGCAGCUCUCGGAAAACGACAUCAAGCGUCUCUGCGACAAGGCGCGCGAGAUCCUGCUCGGCGAGUCGAAUGUGCAGCCCGUGCGCUGCCCCGUCACCGUCUGCGGCGACAUCCACGGCCAGUUCCACGACCUCUCCGAACUCUUCCGCAUCGGCGGCAACUCGCCAGACACCAACUACCUCUUCAUGGGCGACUACGUAGACCGCGGCUACUACUCGGUCGAGACCGUCACGCUGCUCGUCGCGCUCAAGGUCCGAUACCGCGACCGCGUCACCAUCCUCCGCGGCAACCACGAGUCGCGACAAAUCACCCAGGUCUACGGCUUCUACGACGAGUGCCUCAGGAAGUACGGCAACGCAAACGUCUGGAAGUACUUUACCGACCUCUUUGACUACCUCCCAUUGACCGCAUUGAUCGACGACCAGGUGCGUCUCUCCUCUUCUCUUGCCCGGGCCUUUCUUUGGCGCUGGAUACCCACGCUGACUUGUUCCCCUCUCUUUAUGAUAAAGAUCUUCUGCCUGCACGGUGGCCUCUCACCAUCCAUCGACACGCUCGACCACAUCCGCUCCAUCGACCGCAUCCAGGAGGUGCCGCACGAGGGUCCCAUGUGCGACUUGCUGUGGUCCGACCCGGACGACCGCUGUGGCUGGGGCAUUUCGCCGCGCGGUGCCGGCUACACGUUUGGGCAGGACAUUUCGGAGGCGUUCAACCACAACAAUGGGCUGACGCUCGUGGCGCGCGCGCACCAGCUCGUCAUGGACGGCUUCAACUGGUCGCAAGAGCGCAACGUGGUCACCAUCUUUUCGGCGCCCAACUACUGCUACCGCUGCGGCAACCAGGCGGCCAUCAUGGAGAUCGACGAGAACCUCAAGUACACCUUCCUCCAGUUCGACCCCGCCCCGCGCGCAGGCGAACCGCUCGUAUCCAGGAGGGUGCCAGACUACUUUUUGUAG
This is a messenger RNA of Moesziomyces antarcticus, 1005 nucleotides long. Its product is annotated as serine/threonine-protein phosphatase PP2A catalytic subunit. The transcript has a single exon. NCBI's taxonomy places the organism in Eukaryota, Fungi, Basidiomycota, Ustilaginomycetes, Ustilaginales, Ustilaginaceae. Gene Ontology annotation, biological process: mitotic cell cycle; peptidyl-serine dephosphorylation. The record is from RefSeq and is a predicted model, not a curated record. Gene Ontology annotation, cellular component: cytosol. The coding region runs from base 1 to 1005 and encodes 334 amino acids. Gene Ontology annotation, molecular function: protein serine/threonine phosphatase activity.